This is a messenger RNA of Dreissena polymorpha, 597 nucleotides long. Its product is annotated as sex peptide receptor-like. Gene Ontology annotation, molecular function: G protein-coupled peptide receptor activity. The record is from RefSeq and is a predicted model, not a curated record. NCBI's taxonomy places the organism in Eukaryota, Metazoa, Mollusca, Bivalvia, Myida, Dreissenidae. The transcript is spliced from 2 exons. Gene Ontology annotation, cellular component: membrane. Bases 1 to 597 code for a protein of 198 amino acids.
AUGGCGAUGUGGUUGACAGUCUCGCUAGCCGUGUUCCGGUACAUAUUUGUUUGUCAUCACGGGAUCGUAAACCGCCUGUGCAGUCUGCAGCGAGCGUUACUGACUAUUAAAAUUAUUGUAAUUGCCAACGCCAUUGUCUGUAUACCAGACAUCUUUCUAUACCGUGUUGUAAAACCAACAGACUUCGGGUUGAACAUCAGCGGCUACGUGAUUGCCAACUCACGUCUGGUGGUAAAACACAAUUUCUACAAAACGUUCAAUUACUGGUUCUUCGCGGUCAUUAUGAAGGUGGUGCCAUGCAUUCUGCUGACGUUGCUGAGCGCCAUUGUCAUACUUGCCAUGCACCAGGCCAGCAAGCGGAGAGUCCGUCUACUGCAGCAGACACGACCCUCGGACCACAACGUCAACCGAAAGCACAACAGGACCACCUGGAUGCUUGUCUCCGUCGUCCUGUUCUCUGUGAUAACUGAGAUGCCGCAUGGCAUUCUAAUUAUGUUUGAUAUGAAUAGGUGUACUAACAUUGAGUACUUUCUUAGCAAGCGAGAAAUUGCUGGUAUUGUUGAAAACAAGAUUUUUGAAGACUACAAGGAGUCGUAG